AUGUCGCGUUCAAGGUCUGGGAAGAAGCCUGUGGGGUUCGCCACCCAUAUCACUGCCGGGGGCAUCGCGGGAGCUUGCGAAGCGCUGGUAUGUCAACCCCUAGAUACAAUAAAGGUUCGGAUGCAGCUGUCCAGGUCGGGUAGAGCACCAGGGACGAAACCGAGAGGGUUUUUCGCGACGGGUGCCUAUAUCGUGAAGCGUGAAACGCUGCUUGCGUUGUACAAGGGUCUGGGUGCCGUGCUCUCUGGUAUUGUACCCAAGAUGGCCAUCCGUUUCGCAAGCUUCGAGGCGUACAAGGGAUGGUUGGCAGACAAGUCGACUGGGAAGACGAGUGUUGGAGGGAUCUUUAUUGCUGGUCUUGGUGCUGGUGUGACCGAAGCCGUCGCGGUUGUAACACCAAUGGAAGUUGUCAAGAUUCGAUUGCAGGCGCAGCAACACUCUCUGGCCGACCCGUUGGAAACCCCAAGAUACCGCAAUGCUGCACAUGCCGCCUAUACCAUCGUUCGAGAGGAAGGAUUCGCCACGCUUUACCGCGGUGUUUCGUUGACUGCUUUGCGGCAAGCGACUAAUCAGGGCGCCAACUUCACGGCGUACCAAGAAAUUAAGAAGUUUGCACACAAGCUGCAGCCGGAUUUGGAGGAAUUACCAUCAUAUCAGCACAUGAUGAUUGGUCUCAUCUCUGGUGCUAUGGGCCCCUUCUCCAACGCACCAAUUGAUACCAUUAAGACUCGCCUACAAAAAGCAACCACAGUUCCUGGUCAAACCUCGAUGCAGCGUAUCCUCUAUAUCGCGUCUGACAUGUGGAAGAACGAGGGCUUCAGGUCUUUCUACAAGGGGAUCACGCCUCGUGUACUGCGCGUAGCCCCAGGUCAGGCUAUCGUGUUUGCUGUAUAUGAACGCGUCAGUCAGAUCAUAGAGAGGAUCUCGCCGAGGGUCCAGGAGGCGGAUUAUCACUCGGAGUAG
Molecule: messenger RNA, 963 nt
Organism: Coprinopsis cinerea okayama7#130
Lineage: Eukaryota; Fungi; Basidiomycota; Agaricomycetes; Agaricales; Psathyrellaceae
Product: succinate/fumarate mitochondrial transporter
Exons: 6
Coding region: 1-963 (320 amino acids)
Biological process (GO): succinate transport; transmembrane transport; fumarate transport
Source: RefSeq, a predicted model, not a curated record